CGUAUAGGAAUGCAUUUCGCUGCAGUUGGAUUCAAAUUGGAGGGAAAACCGCCAGCAGUUCGGAACCAUCAUAAUUAGCAGAUAGCAAUCAUCCUUUGUAAUAGGCUGUUCAAGUGACGCGUCAGUGAGAAGAUAGAAUUUAUUCUUUUGAUAAAAUAUAGUUAGUGGUAUUUAGACUUACGAUUCAAGGGAUAAUGUCACAACCAACAGUAGCAGCAUACUUCAACGCACGUAAGCGUGCAGCAGCGGACGGAUUAGGAUCGGCUACUCGCAACAAGGUAUUGGUUCUUGAAAACUCGACCAUCGGAACUUCCGAUAAUCCAGAACAAAGCUUGCUGGAUACAUCAAGCCGGGUCGUUUUCGCCAAUACUAAAAAUUUUCUUUCCAAGAAUGUGGCAGCUGCAGCGGAAAAGGAAUCGGCAGGAGAUGCCCUGGAAUCCAGGCGGAUUACCCGAGCCACCCGAACGAUUCGACGUAUUGGAGCAGUUACCGUCAAUGAAAAGACCCGAGAGAUGCUCGAACAACCAAAGUUAGUAAACUUUCUCAAAAAAGGAAAUUUGUCACCGCGUAAGAAAACUGUACACAAAGAGCAAAGUCCUGCCAAAGGAAUUGUUUUAUCAGAACAGGCUUCUAUGUCAAAGGAAGAGUUUUCGAUUAAAAACAACGCCAGCAAUAUCGAGAAAAAAAUGACGACACCGACUAAACAGGGUCUAAUAAACCAAGCCCAAUUAGGUAAACCUGCGAUUGCAAAUUUGUCUAUGGAAGAAAUUAAAAGUAAUCUAAGUCGAAGUGACCGUUUGGCUCAGUUAAAAACAUCACUUAGCAAAAUGCGUAGUGGUUUCGACAAACUGGAUAGUAUGAGGAACAAGCAAAUCGAGGCAUCAAAUAAGAAACCAACUGUUCCACCUAGUCCCACCACUGCUGCUCGCAAUUUAAAGCAAUUUCAAACGCUUGAAGUAGAAGUUCCCAUAAGUCCACAGAAAAUGUUUACGUCUCCUACGAAAACUCUUCAUCGUACGCCAACCAAGGCCCAUCACAGCUCACUUAUGUCACCUACGAAGAAUGUAACACCAAAAAGAUUAUCUGCUUUGAUGAGUCCAAUAAAGGAACCCUCUCCAACUCCGGUAGCGGCAAGCCCCACAAAAGUGCCAGCUUAUCAACUAUUCCAGCAUCUUACCGAAUUUGGAAGACCGAAAUUGCAACUCCCCUAUAAAUAUCGCUGUCUGGCGGAGCUUUUCAACCGUAUCGACACCGUUUGCGCCAUGUUUUACAAUCGAAAGGAACAGAUUACGUUCAAAAAACUGAAGCCUGCAGUCCAGCGAAUGGCACGAAAGAACCUGUAUGAAAGUCAUUUGGCUCAGAUAAAAACUCUGUUUCCAGAUGCAUUCAAUCUUAGUUUGGAGCUGACGAAAAAUUAUGGUUCUGUUACAAAGCAUGAAACUUAUCAGUUGGUGAUAAAACCAAACAUUAAGGAAAAACCUUGCACUACAAAUAAGAACGAUGAGGAUGCUAAUGUAAUACGCAAUGCUCAAAAUCAAUCAAUGAAUCCCCAAGCGAUAACUGAAAGAUCACAAAAAUUCAGCCGUCUGCUACUUUCAAAGGUCAUGGAUGCUCACCAGAAAUUUCUGCUUAGCUUGGACCCACCGAUGCAUAUUGCCAGAGAAAAACUAACCUGCUGGCAUCCACAGUUCGAUCUGGAAAGCUGUCCAGACAUUGAGCAAGCUGCACUUCCACAGCCACCGAAUGUGGAACGUUUUUCAUCGGCUAAAGACGUUCUAUCGGCGGCUCGCAAUCUUUUUAAUUGCAGUACAACCAUGGAACGCGCUCUUCAACGUGUUGAGGAGAAAAAACGUCAAAAUGCUGUCGAACAGUCAUCUCAAUUAACCAACAAAACGAAUAUCGCACCGCCUGUGUCUACUGCUGAAACAAAAUCUAAACCCGAGCAUAUAUACCACGAUGGACUGAAAAAUGUUCCAAAGUCUCUACUGGAGAAAAUUCGAGCCAAACAAGCAGCCAAAGCUUUGGAUCAAAUGACUCGGCGACCAUCGAUUGAGCAACAAGCUAUCAAGUACGGACGCCUGCCUGAGUUGGCCCGUCAUUUGCGAAACGUAUUCGUGACGGAGCGAAAAAGUGUUCUCCCAAUGGAAACUGCCCUCAUUAAAAUAGAGAACAGCUAUCGUGGUCGCCUUACACUCAAAGAGCUAGAAGAACAUCUACGUAUGAUAUCCCAGCUGGCACCCUUUUGGCUGACGUUGACCGAAGUUCGCAAAACGAUGUACGCUAAAAUUGUGAAAGACUGCGAUAUGACCAAAGUGAUUGAGCCACUGGAAAAGAAAGCCAACGACUUGCUGAAAGGGUGAAGCGGAGAGUUUUUUUACUGUGCUAAGAAGACUAUUUUUAAUAUUUUAGUAAUACGCGUUUUCAGCAUUAUACUGUUUACAACUUUUUUUGCCUUUAAGCAUGAUACAACAUGUUUCUAUUAUCUUUAUGAUUAUCUUUACCUUAUAUCAGUCAGCUAUCAUAUACAUUAUACCAUUGUAGCCUUUAAAAAUUUAUGACAAUUGUUCAUUUUUGUGUUUGUGGCAGUUGGUAGAUAAUAAACUCAAUUCUCGUUUUUUUU
Wyeomyia smithii (pitcher-plant mosquito) is the source of this 2620-nucleotide messenger RNA. RefSeq names its product DNA replication factor Cdt1 (gene dup). The transcript has 2 exons. Gene Ontology annotation, cellular component: nucleus. Gene Ontology annotation, biological process: DNA replication preinitiation complex assembly; mitotic cell cycle; regulation of DNA-templated DNA replication initiation. Gene Ontology annotation, molecular function: DNA binding; DNA polymerase binding. The record is from RefSeq and is a predicted model, not a curated record. Bases 195 to 2360 code for a protein of 721 amino acids. NCBI's taxonomy places the organism in Eukaryota, Metazoa, Arthropoda, Insecta, Diptera, Culicidae.